UCUUUCUUUCUGUUUAUUAAUAGCUUAAGGUGGGGACAGCUAUUUGUAUGACUUUAUUUUAACUUUUAAGUAAUGCAUCACUAGCUGACUCUAGUAAAGGGCAUUACUAUCACCUUGUAUUUAGGGAUCCCGUAUUGGUUUACUUAAAACCAAUACGGAGGUUAUUCCCAAAUCACAGGCGUUAAGGGAUGCCUUUCUCAAAGUGCGACAAAACUCUUCGUUGUUUUCAUGGAUCUUUCUGGCAAUAAUUCAGCGUAUCCAGGAUGCUCCUUGCCGCUCCAGCCCAGGGUGCGCCCCUCUCCGGAGACAUAAGCGGGAAAGUCAGGGGCUCUAGGAAGUCCGCUCCUCUCCUUAACUCUCAAUCACUUUCACGCGCUUUUGACAGACGGGAAUUCGCGUUUUGUUAGCCUCGCGCUGGGAUUUCGGGAUCUCAACGCUCGCCGUUUUUUUCACUCCAACUUUCUCCAGCCUGAUGCUUUUAGGGUUUGGAGAGAGUAUCAGGCCGGCCGGGAACGCGAAAUUAAUCGCUCUUUCACCAGGUGUCCGGGAGGGAAAGGGGGAGGAAAUAAACAAUAGUCUGUGUAGAAUCUGAAGACAACUACAGUUGCGCGCCUGGCUGAAUAAAGGCGCGUUGUUUCCCGGCUUCUUCCGCCUUCGGCUCCCCCUCCAUUUCCCCAUCCCGAUUAUUUCAGACCGGCGAAGAUUUCAAUAGCCCCGCCGGCAAAAGAGCGCGUCGGAAGCUGUCAGACAAUACCGUCUGGGGGGUGGUGGUGUUGAGCACUUCUGAAGUUUGCUCUGGUGGACGUCGAUGAGCCCAGAGGCUUGGUGAGCUCUCCGCGUCUUCCCACCGAGUACUGCCAAUACCACGCGCUCGGCCACCCCCUGUUCUUUAGGGCUCUAAACCGGCCAAUGAGGAGUGUAAGGUAACCCCUUUUCAGAUUUUGUUCCAGGAACUCCUGGCAAUCGGCGAGGAGAGCACUUGUGGGAAACAACGGGGCGGGGAUGGAAGAGUGUGUUGCUCCUGGCGAAGAGAUUGGACCGCGCAUGCUCGCCCGCGCCGUAUGACGUGAGCUUAGCAAGGAAAGAUCAAAGAAGAGGGAGAAAAACCUGACGGAGAAGCGAUCGGGGCUCGCGGGGCUCGCGAGGCUGCGCAGGAAUCGGCCCAGCGCGGCGGGAAGUUUCUGGGAAAAGGAAAGCGCGAAACAACCUCGCCCGGUCUCCUACGAUCUGCCCGGCUCUCUGAACAAAGUUGCCUUUUCUUUUCCUCCAUCUCCGCCUUCUUCGAAGCCAGCUGCUGCCGGCGGUGCUACGAUUCAGGCAGCGCGGACUGGAGCGCACAUGGGAAGGCGAGCUAGCCUGGUGCACGCGUGACAGAGCGGGAGCGAGAGACGAGAAGCUCCCGCCAAGAAUACCCGACCGGUCAUGGCAGGGCAGGGCUGUGAUCGGGGCUGCUCUGAGGUAGAAAUCCCAGCGUGGGUGCGGGAAGCAGAAGCGUGAGCCGCGCCAGAAAGAAUCCCCCCUGGGCGAGAGCAGCAAAGGGAGGGCGCCGCCGGAGCAGCUGCCAGUCGCUUCGCCAUGGAUUGCAGCCGCCUCAGGACUCUUAUUAAUAGAUACUGUGCUGGGGAAGAGAACUGGGUAGACAAUCGGACAAUUUAUGUUGGGCAUCGUGAACCCCCGCUAGGUGCUGAAGCAUACAUUCUGCAGCGAUAUCCAGAUAACAGAAUAGUCUCAUCAAAGUACACCUUUUGGAACUUCAUACCAAAGAACUUAUUUGAGCAGUUCAGAAGAAUAGCAAACUUCUACUUUCUUAUCAUUUUUCUUGUACAGUUAAUUAUUGACACACCAACCAGUCCAGUGACAAGCGGGCUCCCACUGUUCUUUGUCAUCAUUGUAACAGCUAUAAAGCAGGGAUAUGAAGAUUGGCUUCGUCAUAAAGCUGAUAAUGCAAUGAAUCAGUGUCCCGUUCAUUUUAUUCGUCAUGGCAAACUAGUUCGAAAGCAGAGCCGCAAACUAAGAGUUGGAGACAUUGUGAUGGUAAAAGAAGAUGAAACAUUCCCUUGUGAUUUAAUAUUAUUGUCAAGUAAUCGAUCAGAUGGCACAUGUUUUGUUACAACAGCAAGUUUGGAUGGUGAAUCAAGUCAUAAGACAUAUUAUGCGGUCCAAGAUACAAAGACUCUUCACAAUGAACAAGAUAUUGAUAAACUACAUGCUACCAUUGAAUGUGAACAACCUCAGCCUGAUCUUUAUAAAUUUGUUGGCCGGAUAAAUAUUUACCAUGAGAGUAAUGAGCCAAUUGCAAGGCCACUGGGAUCAGAAAAUGUGCUUCUUAGAGGAGCUACAUUAAAGAACACUGAGAAAAUCUUCGGCGUUGCAAUAUAUACUGGCAUGGAAACAAAAAUGGCAUUGAAUUACCAAUCAAAAUCACAGAAACGAUCGGCUGUAGAAAAAUCAAUGAAUGCUUUUCUUAUUGUAUACCUUUGUAUUCUAAUUAGUAAAUCACUAAUAAAUACCAUCCUGAAAUAUGUUUGGCAGCUUGAGCAAUAUCGUGAUGAACCUUGGUAUAAUAAAAAAACAGAAUCUGAAAGGAAAAGAAAUGUGUAUAUCACAGCAUUUACAGAUUUUCUUUCUUUCAUGGUCCUUUUCAACUACAUCAUUCCUGUAUCUAUGUAUGUCACAGUAGAAAUGCAGAAAUUUCUUGGUUCUUAUUUUCUCACUUGGGAUGAAGAAAUGUUUGAUGAAGAAAUAGGUGAAGGACCACUCGUGAAUACCUCUGAUCUUAAUGAAGAGUUAGGGCAGGUUGAAUAUGUUUUCACAGAUAAAACAGGGACAUUAACUGAAAACAAUAUGGAAUUCAUAGAGUGCUGCAUUGAGGGGCAUGUUUAUAUACCCCAUGUCAUCUGUAAUGGCCAAAUCCUCCAUGACUGUGCUGGAAUUGAUAUGAUUGAUUCGUCCCCAGGAGGAAGUGGAAAAGACCGAGAAGAGCUCUUUUUCCGAGCUCUAUGCCUUUGUCAUACAGUUCAAGUGAAAGAAGAUGAUAUGGUGGAUGGAGUAAAGAAAGCUCAGCUUUCAGGAAAAUCUUCCGUGUAUAUUUCAUCAUCCCCUGACGAAGUUGCUUUAGUUGAAGGGAUUCAGAGACUUGGUUAUACAUAUUUACGAUUGAAAGACAAUUUUAUGGAAAUUCUAAAUCGAGAAAAUGACAUUGAAAGAUUUGAACUAUUAGAAGUUCUUAGUUUUGAUUCAGUAAGAAGACGGAUGAGUGUGAUUGUAAAAUCAGCAAAAGGGGAAAUCUUUCUGUUUUGCAAAGGAGCAGAUUCUUCUAUAUUUCCUAGAGUUACAGAAGGAAAAAUAGAACAGAUCAGGUCAAGAGUUGAGCGAAAUGCUGUGGAGGGUUUGCGAACGUUAUGCAUUGCAUAUAAAAAAUUCACACACGAAGAGUAUGAAAUUGUGGAAAAGCAGCUUCAAGAGGCAAAAAUAGCCCUUCAGGAUCGCGAAAAAAAAUUGGCAGAGGCAUAUGAACAGAUAGAACAUGGGCUUAUCUUGCUUGGAGCUACAGCGGUUGAAGACCGAUUACAGGAAAAAGCUGCUGAUACAAUUGAAGCUUUGCAGAAAGCUGGCAUUAAAGUAUGGGUUCUGACAGGAGACAAAAUGGAGACUGCUGCAGCAGCCUGCUAUGCCUGCAAGCUAUUCAGAAGAAAUACUCAAAUACUUGAAUUAACUACAAAGAAAAUAGAGGAGCAGAAUUUGCAUGAUGUAUUGUUUGAAUUGAGCAAAACUGUCCUAAAGCACAGUGGCAGCUUAACAAGGGACAUCUACUCAGGGCUUUCAGCUGAAAUGCAAGAUUAUGGUUUAAUUAUUGAUGGAGCAGCAUUAUCAUUAAUAAUGAAACCACGGGAAGAUGGCAGCUCUGGUAACUACCGAGAAAUCUUCCUUGAAAUUUGUAGAAACUGCAGUGCAGUUUUAUGCUGUCGCAUGGCUCCUUUGCAAAAAGCACAGAUUGUAAAAUUAAUUAAAUGGUCAAAAGAGCACCCCAUCACAUUAGCAAUUGGUGAUGGAGCAAAUGAUGUCAGUAUGAUAUUAGAAGCACAUGUUGGCAUAGGCAUUAUUGGAAAAGAAGGCCGUCAAGCUGCAAGAAACAGUGACUAUGCAAUACCGAAAUUUAAACAUUUGAAAAAAAUGUUACUGAUUCAUGGGCAUUUUUAUUAUGUCAGGAUAUCUGAACUGGUGCAAUACUUCUUUUAUAAGAAUGUCUGCUUCAUUUUUCCUCAGUUUUUAUACCAGUUCUUCUGUGGAUUUUCACAACAGCCUUUAUAUGAUACUGCGUAUCUUACUCUGUAUAAUAUCAGCUUUACUUCACUUCCUAUUUUGUUAUAUAGUCUAAUGGAACAACAUGUGAGUUCUGAGACGCUCAAGAGAAACCCUAUACUAUACAGGGAUGUUGCCAAGAAUGCUCACCUACGAUGGCGUGUAUUCAUUUACCGGACAUUCUUGGGAGUUUUUGAUGCUGUCGUCUUUUUCUUUGGUGCCUAUUUCUUGUUUGACAAUUCAACAAUGACCAGCAAUGGGCAGAUGUUUGGAAACUGGACCUUUGGAACACUGGUGUUCACAGUACUGGUAUUCACUGUUACAUUAAAGCUUGCACUGGAUACUCACUAUUGGACAUGGAUUAACCACUUUGUGAUCUGGGGAUCACUACUUUUCUACAUUGUCUUUUCUCUUCUCUGGGGAGGGAUCAUUUGGCCAUUCCUCAACUAUCAGAGGAUGUACUACAUAUUCCUGCAGAUGCUAUCUACUGGUCCUGCAUGGCUGGGCAUUAUUAUGCUUAUAAUUGUUAGUCUUCUUCCAGAUGUGCUGAAAAAGGUUCUGUGCCAGCAGAUAUGGCCUACAGCAACAGAAAGAAUUCAGAAAACAUCAGGCCAUGAUCAGGACCCUAUUUCAGAAUUCACACCCCUUGCCUCUUUGAAGAGAUCAAGAUACCGAAGUAAUGAAUGCAAGAAGUCCUCAGCCAAAAGUUCUCGUUCUCAUUCUAAAAAAAUAAUGUUCACACGCUGGGAAAACUAUGAUUAUUCGAUGCUCCCAUCUAUCUUUGCAUAUUCCAACUAUUCCAAGCGUUGCAAUUCCAGCACACCGUACUAUCACCAAAGUGCAGGUUUUGAAACAUCUCUGUGACAGAUCACCAACUCAAGCCUUUAAGAACUACAGCAGCUCCCACCCCAGCCCACCUGCAAACCAGAAAACGUGACUUUUGCUGCCACGUGUAAGAUCCUGACAAGCUGAGUCAAGAGCGCCUGCUACAAAACCAGGAGUAUUGGUCUUUUUUAUGUUUUUGAACUAUUGAAACAAUAGGUUAUGUGCAUAGUCUGGUACUGUGGAAAUAGUUCUAAUGCUAUUUUCAUUCUUGUCAGUCAAAAACUGUGUGUAUUACCUCCAUCAUCCCUUUUUAUUUGUUUGAUGGGCCCUGCUUUGAUUAGUGACUAUCUCUGGAUAUGAAUUUUGAAAAAUGGUCAGUCAUAAAUAAUACUUUUGGAUGUGCAGUCAGCAAGUAUAUUCACUAAUGCUGCUUCUGACAGUCUGUCCUUUCUUUGCUUUUUCUGUGGGUGUUUCUGCUGUGCAAAUCAGCACUCAAAAACAGAUUCUAGUAUCUUUGUAUUGUCAGUAUAGGAUUAUAUGUUAUUUCAAAAUAUUCUUUUUUGGGGGGCUAAAGACCAAUGUUUUAAAGUAUAUGUAGUAUAAUCCUUAAGAAGUCAGUCUGGCUAUCAAAUGUGUGAUGUGGCCAGUACAGCAAUUAGACUGAAAGUAAUUAUUGAACCUUUAAAUUCAGCCAUAGGAGAUUGUAGUAAUAAACAAACCAGUUAGUAACUCUAAAGUAGUAUAUUAGGAAGUGUUCUGCUAGUCUGUGGUCUUAUUUUAAUUAAGAAAAACAAACAAUUGAUUAUUUAACAAAUUAUUAUUAAAGCAAGUAUUUUCUUGUUUUACUUUUAAUUUGAUCUUACAAGUAGAAGGGGAAUCAACACUAACAAGAAAUUUUAUGGUAUUAACUGACUCUGUGUGUUAGCUAGCACCACCACAUGGUGUUUUCCCAUUAUUUAAAUAGGGAGUCAAUCAGACUUCAAGGGGGAAAAAAAAGCUUUUAUAUACAGGCUCGUCAUUUUCAACAGACAGCUUGUGAGAACCACCACUUGUGACUCUAGUUUGCUUUCUAUUGAUUUUAAUAACAGCAAACAUAUACCAGCUUGGUUUAAUUUUUCUUCCAGUAUUUUAUUUAGAUUAUAAAAAAGGCUUAUAGAUUACAGAAACUAACAUUGCUGUUUGUGCAAAUUCCCUGUUAACUUCCUGAGCAGAGAUAGGGACAACAGAUAUUUUAAAAGGCAAUAUGUGAAAUAUGCAUUAUACCAAAGACUAUGAAGAAAAAUGAAUCUGGAUUGUUCACAGGAGUCCAAGUCUGGUGGAGCAAGCAAGAUGGGGCAAGUGAGGAAAACAAAUAUCAUAACACAAAUGUCACCCCUUAUCUACCUACACAUGACAAUGUUGUGUUGUAAUAAAUAGAUCUUGUGUUGUAAUGUCACAACAUAAUAUCUCAUCAUUUUUGCAUCAUCAUGUGAGGAACAACCACCAAUGAAUGUUAUCAUUUUUAUGUUUUCUCAUUCCAUACAGUUCCCCAUAUCAUAGCAUUUUGAUAAUUUUAAGAUGCAAGCAAUUUCCAUUUCUGGUGUUGCUAACACACUUAAAAUACAUUUAAUAUUAUAUAUUUAUUUGACACUGCAUACUUGAAGGUUGGGUAGAAAAGUCCCCUACAUAAAACACUGGUUGUAAAUUGUACAUAUAUAAAUAUUUCUUAUUCAAAAGAAAAUCAACUUGAUGUGGGUAUUGAUUUUAUACCUGUGCUAGUGAUAAAUCUCUGGGUAUAAUUAGCAAAAUUAUUUUUAAUGUAUUUUUUUAGAAAUCUAAAAAAUGCCUCUGCAAUGAAAUAUUUUUCAAUACUGAAGCUCUUUAUAUAUCUGAUUUAUGCAUACAUUUGUUAAUAUAUCAAUUCUAUUUUUAAGUAUAUGUUUUAGAGGAAUUUUUUUAUAUAUAUGAGUUUUUGGAGCUCUAGAAUUUAGCUUAUAAUGGAACUGAGAUUGUAGGAACUUUGAUGAAUGUUAAUAUUAGACAUAGGUUUCAUCCAAAGCUGCUGAUUUUUAUUUGCUUUUGCUUGUAAAUAGACAGUCUUACAAGGAAUUCUGCCACCAUUAUUUUGUAUUGUUCCAUAAAACUUUGUGUCAUUUGCUCCGUUACGUUUUCAUUUCCAUCCAUUAGCCUUAAAUGGGAAGACUCUUAUGGGAUUAUUAAAAAUGCUGCAUUCCUGCCCUGCAUUCUUAAGAAAGAUCUUAUAGCAACGUUGUUGUAUCUCAGCCGUUUCCUUAAAAAAAAUUACAGGCUGAAACAUUUAAUGUUAGUUGUGGAGAAAAAAAAAUAUUAAAACAUCUUUUACCACUGAGUUCAAGGGAAAUCUGCCAGUGUAUAUAUGUGUGAGAGUGUAUGUGCGUGUCAAAAAAAGGGCAAAUAGUACCCGAGACUGAACAAUCAAAACCCUCCCCCCUUUUAUCAUCCACAUAAAAAGAGGCAGGGCUUUAAUCUGGCCGUGGCUGAUACUUUCUUGACUUUUUUUGUGACUUUUUUGACCGCCCCUUUCUAGGAGCUGAUCUUAGACUAAACCAGUUUUUAACAUUAAACUCAAUAGGCCUCCUAUAAUGAUUGAAUCUGGGAUUCCAUUCAUUAUAUUAAGUUAGGAACAGUUUUGAGUUUGAUAGCUUCAUUUAGUUUUUAAAAAUAUUUUAGGAAAAUGACAAAAGGAAAAGAUAUAUAAGUAUUAACUUCAAUUUUUUUUUCACUGCCUUUCUAUAAUAGACAUAUGUGUAGAAUUCAAGUGCAGAGACCUCAGUCAGAAGGGACCUUUGAGAUCUUCUAGUCCAACCCCUUGCUCAAACUUUAUGCAUAAAAUCUCAAUAUAUGUACACUGGUACACCCAGUAUUGAAUUCUACAAAAUAAAUGAGAUAUUCAGUCAUUACUUCUUACCUUGAAGAUCUGAAAAACUAGACUGGUUAUUGAUUCAAUUCUAUGCUUGCACCACAUUUGGUAAUGGAAACCUUUUUUGAUCUGAGUGGGAGCAAAGGAAAUUACAGAAAUAUUAUUUAUAGCUGUGGUUCAUUUCUAUUCACUGUGCAUUAUACCCCAUAAUUAAAUAUUACAAAUGAGUAGCAAUAAAUAAUCAAUAAAAUUAAUCAAAACUGAUGAAAAUCUAAGAAGAGAGAAUACUUCAUUUUGUAUUAUUCCCUCCCCAAGUCAGUGCUACCAAUUUUUCUGGUUAUUUAUGUCUAUUAUUUUGUACAACUACUUGACAUAAAAACAAAACCAUUUAAUCACCUGAUUGCAUCAACUUGUUUAUUACACAUAUAAUGCAAGAAUCAAAGGAAAUUACACAUUGUGAUAUCCAUAAGAUGUCAAAAAGCUUUAAUGAAAUAUUGUCAAAAGUAUUAUAAAAGAAUUCUGUGUAUGAUUGUACAUUGUAUAAUUGCACACAUCAGUUUCUAUAGCUUUACCUUUGUCAAAACUAUACAGAAUUUUAAGUAUAUCUGAAAUUCUGUGAUGUGCUAACUGUUCUCAAUAAUCUUUCAACCUAUAUUGCAAAGUAGAAUUGGCAGAAGAUGCUCUUGGGAAAAGCGGAACAUAGUUAUUAGAACAUUAAUCAUUAAAAUAUCUAUAGUCAUCAGCACUAAAUACUGACAUGUAUUUGUAAAUGGUACAGUGAUAAGUUCACUUGCCUGAUAAUUCAGCCUUUAAAAUCUCUGUUAAUCUAUAAUACUUAAUUAAAAGGUUCAAAGCAGUCUCAAUUAUUAAGAUGAUAUAUAUAAAUAUAUAUAAAUAUAAUAUAUAUGUGCAUUGAUGUAAAGUUUAUUUUCUGUGCUGUUUUUAAACUUUCAUUUCUGUAGAUAACAUGAAUUCUUUAUAUCCAUAUUUUGGGACUUUCUGUAGAUUCUAUAUAAAGCAGUAGAUGUUUAAAUCUGCUUGCAAUAAAAUAAAAUUUACAUAUUUGUUUUGG
Crotalus tigris (Tiger rattlesnake) is the source of this 9077-nucleotide messenger RNA. It is a transcript of the gene ATP11A, whose product is annotated as ATPase phospholipid transporting 11A. The coding region runs from base 1576 to 5166 and encodes 1196 amino acids. The transcript is spliced from 29 exons. Gene Ontology annotation, biological process: phospholipid translocation. Gene Ontology annotation, molecular function: ATP binding; ATP hydrolysis activity; ATPase-coupled intramembrane lipid carrier activity. NCBI's taxonomy places the organism in Eukaryota, Metazoa, Chordata, Lepidosauria, Squamata, Viperidae. Gene Ontology annotation, cellular component: plasma membrane; endoplasmic reticulum; trans-Golgi network. The record is from RefSeq and is a predicted model, not a curated record.